GCUUCUCCACUCCUUUCCCUCUCUCGCCCUCCCCCUCCUCAGUACCCUCUUUGGUGAGUGACAGAGGCAGGCAGUCACAAUGCUGCCCGCGUCCUUUCUGAUCCUCACCCAUUGGUUAGCCGCCUCUCUCAGGGCAGUGCAGCAAAUCCUGUCCCCUCCCUGCCUCCCUCCCGCCCAGGACACAAGGCGCUAGGAGCUCAGUCUCCAUCCAGCUCCAGCAGGAGCCAAGCGUUGGGAGCACGUUAGGACAGGCUCCUACACACGGGGCGUCUGGACAAGGACCCGAGGCUCUGGGACCCGGGAAGCAGAGGAUCCUCCAGCACCCCAAGCCCCACGCAGAGCCCCACAGAGUUGCUGCUGCAUUCACCAGCACCCUUCGCCGCUGCUGCAGCCCAGGAGUGCUCCGGAGCUCACCCGAGCUGAAGAGGGGAAGCAAAACCUCCAGAUGGGCCAGGGGCUCCGGACUCUGUCCUGGUAGCAACAUCCAGAAGCAGGACCGACUGAAGUGUCUGGGUCCCCAUCUGGACACCACCCCCCCACUCCCUCCCCCGUGCCCCGCCCGCCCCGGCCGUGGUCUUAGUGACCUCGCUGCCCGGCCAGCGGGGGCACCAAUUUCUCCUCAGGUGCGCGCAGCAAGGCAGGAGGAACAUCAUGGAGGCUCUGAGCACUGGCCGUCUGCAGCAGAAGUGAGGAGGUCCUGCCGGGGUCGGCGGGACCCGCGGAUCAUGUACGGCGACGUGUUCAACGCCACCAGCGGCCCGGAGGCAGCGGGAAGCGGCGCGCUGGCCCCCGGGGCCACUGUCAAGGCGGAGGGUGCUUUGCCUCUGGAGCUGGCGACCGCGCGUGGCGUUCGGGACAGCUCGGCCACCAAGCCUGACCUGUCCACCUACCUGCUGCUCUUCUUCCUCCUGCUGCUGUCCGUGGCUCUUGUCGUCCUCUUCAUCGGCUGCCAGCUGCGCCACUCGGCCUUUGCUGCCCUGCCCCACGACCGCUCACUGCGCGAUGCCCGUGCGCCCUGGAAGACGCGGCCGGUAUAGAGCAAAUGGAGUCAGAGGGGCCGCGGGGCGCUUGGUCUUGGCCUUGCAGAGCAGAGCGGGGUGGGCUCCAGAGUCGCUGGCCCCUGGAACACUUCGUCUAGACCUAAAGACCCUCUCGGACCUGAAGAAUAAGAGAUGCUGCUGCACCAACUGCUGUACUAAAAAGUCUCACCAAAAUGACUGCAUAAACAUCAGCUGAACAAGGACAACAGCAGCCAGAUAUGCCACCGUGGAUGGACGAAAGACUGCGCUGCCUCUGCCCUACACAGAGAACCACAGGCAACAGGACAAUACUGCGAGUGGGAGGGGUCUUCCUGGGGAGAAGCAUGCUAAUUGGUUGCCCGGUGCCCGGUGCCCUGCCCUGAAGGCAGGCAUGCAGGUGACACUGAACAGGUGAGCAGGCUGUGUCUGGGAGAACACUAUGUAUGCGUGUAUGCAUCUAAGCAUGUAAGUAACCAUUAAUGAGGAAAGAGGCCAUAGACUGAAGGAAAGCAGAAGGGGGUUGUAGGACGACUUGGAGGGAGAAGGAGUAAAUUAUACUAUAUUGUAACCUCAAAAAUAAAAGACAUGGGCAUCAAA
Molecule: messenger RNA, 1616 nt
Organism: Mesocricetus auratus (golden hamster)
Lineage: Eukaryota; Metazoa; Chordata; Mammalia; Rodentia; Cricetidae
Gene: Smim32
Product: small integral membrane protein 32
Exons: 2
Coding region: 726-1037 (103 amino acids)
Source: RefSeq, a predicted model, not a curated record